Messenger RNA from Chenopodium quinoa (quinoa), 3250 nucleotides. Its product is annotated as F-box protein At2g32560-like. Lineage: Eukaryota; Viridiplantae; Streptophyta; Magnoliopsida; Caryophyllales; Amaranthaceae. Gene Ontology annotation, molecular function: protein binding. The record is from RefSeq and is a predicted model, not a curated record. The transcript is spliced from 5 exons. Bases 1520 to 2725 code for a protein of 401 amino acids.
GAAGAAGUGAAUGUUAGCUAACUAAUUUAACUGCUGAUUAAUUUGUAAAAUACAAAUUCAUAAAACAAAAAUACAUCAGCAAGAAGAUGGGAGCAACAACCACUCUCACAAGUAGAGCAACUACCAAUACCAACUUUCAGUUGUUUCAUCAGCAUCUGCUAACGGUCAAAUACAGCGUUUUCGCGGUUUUUUCUCUCACUAGUAAUUCGAGGAGAGAGAAAGACUGUGUUUUUGUUUCUUUCGAGGUAAAGAAUCACCGCCCACCAUUCCCCAUCAAUGUAUUUCUUAUUUCUAAUUGUUUGCCCACCAACUGUUUGUUGAAUUACCCCAAUGAAUAAUAACAAAAUUACAAAGAAAUAUAAAGAUGGGGUUAUGCUUGUAAUACUAUAAUAAUGGAGUUUUUUGGGUGAAGAAGAAGAUUUUGCUGAAAUUAUGGUGAAAAAGGGAUCCACUUUUGCCCUUCAACUUCACCUGCAUUACCAGCAAUCUUCAUUAAAUUUCUCUUCUUUUUCACUCUUUAACCUUAGCCCUAAAAAAUUUCAUUUUUUUGUCAAUUUUUUUUGCAUUUUUUAAUUGUUUACAGAAGUUGGGUGCACCUAAUUUUGCUGCAUAAGUAAGAGUUUCAACUACACAGAUCUGGGUUUUGUUUUGCUACAUUUGUUGGAUUUUGUUCUUAAGAAAGAUCUGUUUCUUGUUACAUUGAAAUUCUUAUUUUUUUUUUUUUUUUUUUUGAAGAUAAGGGUUUCUGUAUCUGGACAUAUAUGUCUUCCUAGGUGUCAGAUUAUAAAAGUAGAAAAAACUCCAUUUUGAUUUUGGGUUGAAUUGAAAAAACUAUUUUUAUUAUUGUUGAUCAUCUUCCUCAUCUAUUUUGAUUAUCUGAUGAGCUUUUUAGGUAAAGGUGAUAGCUUUAGUACUUUAGUAGUAAACCUUAUUAUUAUUAUUAAGGUAAGAAGAAGCUCAAGUAAGCAACACCUUUUGGGUGUCAACUAGGUGAAUGAAUGUCCACCUUAUUCUGUCCUUUUUAGACUAAAGAAGAGAGCGCGUGUAAUAGAGGAUACCACGGUAUACUUGUACUCGUAUGUGUUAUUGUACGAGUACACGAUAUAUUUGAGAGUUAGACAUUUGUAUUAAAGUAAGCCGUAUCAUUAUUCGCAUAGAGAGGAGUGUUUAAAGAAACCACCUAUUUUGAUUGGAUUAGAUUGUUGAGAGGGUGGUCCAUUUUUUGGGUUUUGGUGGGCUCUAUCAAACCAAUAAAAACCCAUAUCUUGGAAGUGUGAGGUUUGAAGAUCCUCUUCCCAUUCACCCCAUUUGUUUAUUUUUUUGUAAGAAAAAGUUAGGGGGGUGUUGAGGAAGAAAGAGUAAGACCUUUCAUCAAUUUCUAUAAUUUAAUUCUUGGCUUAUAAUUGCUUUUGCCUCAAUUGGUUUCCUUGCUUUGGGUGUGCCCUUAUCUUUAAUAACUUGAAUUAGAUUAUUAUCCAUCAUUACUAUUAUUAUUAUUAGUAAAUACAAAUCAUUCUAAAUGCUUUUCUUGUUGGUUACUGGCAUCUCCUUCUUCUUCUUCUUUCUAAACUCCUUAUCUUUAAAACCACUUCCACCUUGGGCUAGUGAUGUGAGGUUUUUACCACUCUGCUUCUGGAAAGAGUUGUCUUUCUCUCCCAUUUGCAAAGCUCUUAAAAAAGGAAUCUUUGGUAUUUUUUGGGAUCUUCCAUUUCCCUCUAUUAUUAUGGCAAUAAAACAGGGUACUUUUAGCUCUAAAUUUGAGAAUGUUCAUGAAAAUGAGCAAUUAUCAGUCUUGGAUUUGCCUGAACUAGCAUUGGAUUGUAUUCUUGAGAAGCUUUCACCCGCCGGCUUGUGUAGUAUGGCUGCUGUUUGUAGCUCAUUGAGGGAGAGAUGCAUCAGUGACCACCUUUGGGAUAGACACAUGAAGCAUAAAUGGGGAAGGGUUUUAGGUCCUGCAACUUACCGCGAAUGGCAAUGGUUUAUUGCCUCUAGACGAAAUUCAAGUGUUUCUGCUGGGAAAAAAUCACAAGGUUUUAUGAAAUAUAUUUGGUAUGUAUGGCCUUUGACAUGGUUUGCAUCAAAAUUUGAUAAGUCUUAUAAUAAGGAUUCUGCUUCUCCUCUGGUUGAUACUGUUAUGUCCUGGUUUUUGGCUAUUGAAAGUGGCAAAUUCUGGUUCCCUGCUCAAGUUUACAACCGUGAGAAUGGUCAUGUUGGUUUUAUGUUAUCCUGCUAUGAUGCUGAGCUUAGCUAUGAUCCCCAAACCGACACGUUCCAGGCAAGAUAUCCGCCCCAUGGAAGAAGGGCAGUGGCGAUAGAGAGUGGUAUUCAAUGGGAAAGGCUAAGGGCAGCACCAGUGGAUACUCCACCACAUGAUCUUCAUGCAUCUGAUUGCUUAAAUGAUCUACACCCUGGAGAUCACAUAGAGAUCCAGUGGAGACGGAAUAAAGAAUUCCCUUACGGAUGGUGGUAUGGUGUCGUUGGCCACUUGGAGUCAUGUGAUGGGAAUGAGAAUUAUUGCCGAUGUCAUAGCAGUGCAGACACUGUUGUGCUCGAGUUUAAUCAAUAUACACCUGGAUCACGGUGGAGAAGGACAAUUGUUAACAGGAAGGAUCACAGAGAAGAAGGAAAUGAAGGAGAUGGAUUUUAUGGAGGUAUAAGAAAGCUUCACACGAACAAUGAAAUUGCUACUUGGAAGAGUUUGUGGCCUAGGGAAAUUUUGGAGUAGUGAACAUAUUCGGGAAAAUUUGUUUCCCUCUAGGCGUCAGAUCUAAACAACCGAAGCAGCUCACAAGUAUGCUAACCACAUCAGUAGUUGCUAUGAAAUUUAUUUUUUGUGCUUUGUGAAAGCUGUGAUGAGAACAUGCAGAAACAGGCUAGUAUUUACUGUGAUGAAAAUCAUCUUUUUAGCCUCCAAUUUUAUUCCCACCAAAAUUUUUCAUGGAUGAAUUAUAAGGGGUAGUGAAUGGCUACUCUUGUGAAAUUCAUUCCAUGCCACAUUGCAUCUGUAUGGGUGCGAAUUUGAUGUACUAUAAAUAGCGACAUACCAUAAAUCUUUUGUAGUAAUAAGAACUUUUUACAGUGAUGAAUGAAUAACAGUUAGUUUUAUCAUACUGAGUUUUUUUUUUUUAAAUUUUUUUUAUGGUGGUGAAAAGAUAGAGAACAAACACACUAUCUGCUAGGAAGUGGGCUCUACGGACAUUGCUUCUACCCAUCUUAAUACAUAUUACAAAGGCUCUUUUUUACUGGCCUA